Messenger RNA from Serendipita indica DSM 11827, 2364 nucleotides. The record is from the annotation of a GenBank genome assembly. NCBI's taxonomy places the organism in Eukaryota, Fungi, Basidiomycota, Agaricomycetes, Sebacinales, Serendipitaceae.
AUGACGCUGCUUUAUUUGCUCAUUUGCUCCCUUUUCAGCGUCGUCGCAGGCUUCUCCGUCACAUUUAGCGAAAACCCGAGCCAAUGCGCGCCGUUUACCGUAAAUUGGAAGGCGGAUUCUAGCGGAGGGCAGCUUGGACCACCAUUUGUCGUUCUCAUCGUUCCUGUCAACGGUCCCCAGGCGGCGUCGGCGGAUGCGGUUGGCUUGGGCACUAGCACACUCAGCCCGCCAAUCCGCAGAGAAAUCCCAGACAGCGCGUUUAGUGCAUCCACGAAAUCUGGCAAUUUUACAAUCGACCAGCUCCCUCUCAAAGCUGGCGAACAUUUCGUUGUCGUGAUGGACGAUGGCUUCGGCUAUGCGACCGGAGGUGUUUCGACCAUUCAUACCGUCGCUUCGACUUCGGGUUCCUCCAGCUGCUUGACUGGGACCAGUGCCUCGCUCUCCCUCUCAACUCUGUCACCGGCACAAUGCAGGGACCUUAACAUUGUCACUCCGCCUCCCCUCGAGAUUCGGGGAUUUGUCCCCGGCGGGGCUGCUUUCUCGCUCGACUUGGGAACGGGUAGCUCGGGAGACGUUACGACUGCAUGGACGGUCAACAGACCAAGCGGUACCCAGUUUGUGCUCCUCUACCGUGGAAGAGACGGAUCAAUGGCUAGCUCGGGUCUACUUGGCACCGCGUCGGGGACCGACACUAGUUGCCUGAGCGGAUCACAUUCUCUGACAGCGACUGCAUCCUUUGUGACCUCCUCGGUUCCUACCUCAUCGACCAUGUCCGCGGGACAGUCCCAAAGCCAAAGCCAGUCCGGAGGAAGCAAAAUAAAAGUGCCCGCAAUCGUCGGAGGCAUCAUCGGAGGACUGGCCUUUGUUGGCCUCAUCGCCCUCGCUACCUUUUUCUGCGUAAUGCGGCGCACAGAUGUCGUCGGACGGCCCAAGUCGCGCUCGACGCUCUCUCCGUACGUGAGCGGCGCUUCGCGUGAUCCGACCACGACCAGCGGUGCUGGCUCCAACAAUUACGACGGUGGAGGACUAGGACGUAAUGAUACUGGUAAAUCCCGGCGUAAAACCGACCUUGAAGGCGGUCUCAUGGGUGCCAUCUUUGGAGGGAGCGUCAAGAGGAAGAGUGAUGGAUAUCGAGGCGGGAGAGAGCGCGAGAUGAUUAGCUCCAAAAAGCGAAGGGAGAUGUAUCCUGGUCUCAGCAUUGCAAGUACCCAAAACAGGAGCAUCGGACUCACCACGCUCGACGACGACCCGCCGCUGCCAAGACGGACCAGUCUAGACGAUAUGCCUCCGUUCAAUGGCACGACGGCAUAUCGAGACAUGAAGAGAUCCGAAGCACGCGCUCCCCCUCCUCCGGCUUCGACGAAACGAACGUCGGGAGAGACGUCGAGCGUGAUAACCACCCCGUCGACUGCUCCGCUUGUAACACGAGAUAGAUUGGCUGGAGUCGAAGAAAUGAGUGGAUAUGGCUCUGGCUCGAGGUCGACUGGGUCUAGGGAUCGACGGCGGAGUAUGGAGGAUAGCCCAUUCCAGGAGUCGGCUACGGCAAAUACCCCUAGUGCCUGGAAUUCGAAAUCACCAACGACGAGAUCGAAGAAUAGCGAGCGACCGUCUACUGCGCCGACAACGCAGCAGUACUCGCCGUCUGGAUUCCACCGCCCAACGCGACGAGCGGCUGGGAGCCAGGAGAGUCUAGAAGGAUACGGUGGAGCGCAUGGAUACCCACCGGAUCGUAAAGUCGACGAGCAGAGGAGGGCGAGUGUGACGGACGACGAGAUUCCCAGAGUUCAAGUAGACUUACUUUCCAUGGACACACAAGGUGAUGUUUAUGAUCGGAAUGGAACUGGACGAAACCGAACCGACGAUGAACGGCGGAGAAGAGAUGAAAAGCAACGGCAAGAGGAAGCGAGCGUGCGGAGGGUUUUGGCGCAGAGCGCACAUCCCUAUGCACUCGCGCAGAGUCCACACCCGGAUGACGAGGAGAAUGAACGGAAUAGAGCGCCCUUUACGAGUCCAUCUUCGUGGCGGCAGCCGCGCCAAAACUCGUCGUAUUCCCAUUCGGCGGACGGGCAUUCUGUGGAGAUGAUCAAUACCGGUACUACGCAGACGCAGACACGGUCGAGAGGCUGGUCGUCGGUGUCACAUCCGUACUCGAACCCGUCUCUGUCGCAUUCGGAUGAUGGGCAUCGGUACACGGGCGGGUCGAGUGCGGCGCAUGGGAGUUCGACGCAAAUUAUUCGACAUCGGGAUGCCGGGCCGAUGAUGGGGUCGGAGGAUGGCGAUGGCGAGGAUGGAGGGAGGAGGAUACUGGAGCUUCCGCCUUCGUACGGCGAGAUUACGAGUUCGAAUAGGCGUAGAGAUCGGUGA